UUUCCUCCUGCGCGUCCAAGUCAUAAGUCAGAACAGCGGCUGCUGCUUCAGUAGGGACUCCACCCGUGUGGCUUGAUCAUAGGUAUAUGCUUUAGCGAUCAGCGACAGAUUGGAGAUCACACGGAAUCGCGGAAUGAUAGAUGUAUGAUAUUAUCGAGCUGGGCGGCCUGGCAACGAGUUUCAAAGCACCAUUCCGCUCCACCCAGGUGCAUACGCCAUUGGCACUCGUCGCCUCGAGUAAUCUACUAGCGUCGCCGAUCGCCGACGCGUCUGCCGAAAGCAGCAGCCCGUUUGACGCGCGCCGUGUCCCGCCCCUUCUCCUGUCCCGAUCCCGGACGUACCUCGACGACGGGGGUUGGGCGGGUGAGAGGACCCGAUCCGGGAAAACACCCCUCUUGACACACACACUUACGAGCGGCCAGCGGCCAGCGGCCAGCGGACAUUCAGGCGAUUCAAUGCCAUGUCGGUCUGGCCUAGCCCCCCCCGCCCUGUUCGUGGUUCGGGCCAGGCCCGGCACACAGCGCUCGCCAACACAAAGCGUUUGCCCCGUCUCGUCUCAGCUUACAUCCUGCUACAUUUACAACGUGCCCCGCGGAGCUAGGCACUCAGCGCCGAGGGAUGAAUGAAUGGGAUCUUGCUUAAUGAAUGAGGCGGCUAUGUGCGCGGCCUUGCAAUGUUCGGGCUGGGGUCAGCGGCGCGAGGGGAGUGCGACACC
Messenger RNA from Cutaneotrichosporon oleaginosum, 715 nucleotides. RefSeq lists its product as uncharacterized. The record is from RefSeq and is a predicted model, not a curated record. Lineage: Eukaryota; Fungi; Basidiomycota; Tremellomycetes; Trichosporonales; Trichosporonaceae.